Messenger RNA from Fraxinus pennsylvanica, 4542 nucleotides. The record is from the annotation of a GenBank genome assembly. NCBI's taxonomy places the organism in Eukaryota, Viridiplantae, Streptophyta, Magnoliopsida, Lamiales, Oleaceae.
AUGAAAAAAAGUUGUCAGUACUUGGUUUUGAGUUGCUCUCUGUAUGUGUAUAUAGAGAUAAAGCAAUGGAAUUGUAGUAAUUGCUUGCUGCUGUUUGCAAACAAAGAUUUUGACUGUUUGAGCAAUAGUGUGGUAUCAUUGCAGUCAAACAACAAGGUGAGAAUGACAACUCAAAUAAGCACAAAAUUUCGACUGGUUAUAUGUCCUAGAUGCAGACAGCUUCUGACAGAGUUGCCUGAGCUUCCUUUAUACAAGUGUGGAGGAUGUGGCACGACUCUCAAAUCUAAAACACAGAGAAAUGACACCAACCACGACGGAGUAGACUUGCAAGAUACAAACCGAGUUUCGGAAAGUGAGCCGGAUCGUAUUUUGAAGGAGAAUGCAGAGAGCAGCUCAAAUCUAGAUUUAACCCCAUUGGGUGGAAAAUCUUUGCGAAUUGAAGAAAAACCAAGAGAUGAGGGCGAAUCUGUGGUCAACAAUGGGGAGAAAUGUGAAGAUACGAUAGUCUCUCGGGAGCUUUCUAGCUCGCUUGAGGUUAGCGGUUAUGAGAAUAAAGAUUUAUCCAAAGUAGUCAUUGGACAGUUGAAACCACAUAAAGAAGGAAAAUGUCCAUUAGGCCAAAAUGCCAAAACACUUGAGAGCGAAUUUCAGGAUUGCAAUGGGGAAACGAUUGCGGGAAGAAACUCUUCUGCUGAAUUGCCUAGUUCAAGCGAAUGUUCCAGUCAUGAUGCCGAUGUCUCAAACCCUGAAAUCAGAGAACACAUGGAAUCAGAUGACAAGAGUCCAUUAGAGCAAUGCUCCGGAAGGGAUCAAAAGGAAUAUGGAGAUUUUCGAACACAACGGUGUGGAAGUGACAACUAUGUUGACCAAGCCGGCUCUUCACCCGAGCAUGAUCAUCACCAGAAUUGGUUGCCUCCAGAUGGUGAACACAGUGAAGGGGAAGAAAGCACACCUCUUGCACCAAAAAAUAAUGAAAAGGAUCUAAAUGGUUUUAUGGACUACAAUGGGGAGCAAUGUGAAGAUAGAAGUUUCGUUGAUGAGCUUUCUAGCAUAUGUGAGUUUAGCGGUUGCAAGAAUAAAGUUUUAUCUGUGAAAGUCAUAGAACAUUUGAAACAGGAUGAAGAAGGAAAAUGUUCUUUCGGCCAGAAUGCCAAAAAAUGUGAAAAUGGAAUUGAGGAUUGGAAUGGGGAAAGAUUUGCAGGCAGAGACCCUUCUGCUGAAUUUCCUAGUUCAAGUGAAUUUACCGGUCUGGAGGCUAAUGUUUCAACCCCAGAAAUCAGAGAACAUGUGGAAUCAGAUGACAAGAAUCCAUCAGAGCACUGCUCUGAAAGUGAUCAAAAGGAAUAUGGAGAUUCUCAAAUAGACUGGUGUAGAAGUGACAAUUCUCUUGACCAAGCCGGCACUUCACCCGAGCAUGAUCAUCAGAAGAAUAGGUUGCCUCCAGAUGGUGAACACAGUGAAGGGGAAGAAAAUAGGAGUUGCUCUGAUGAGCUUUCUAACGUAUGUGAAGUUAGCGAUUGUGAGAAUAAAGUUUUAUCUGCCGAAGUCAUAGAACAAUUGAAAGAGGAUGAAGAAGGCCAAUGUCCUUUCAGCCAAAAUGACAAACGAUGUGAAAGUGGAAUUCAGGACUGGAAUGGGGAAAAUGUGGCAGGUAGAAACCCCUCUGCAGAAUUUCCUAGUUCAAGUGAAUUUAGUAGUCAGGAGGCCGAAGUUUUAAUACCAGAAAUCAGAGAACGUGUGGAAUCAGAUGACAAGAAUCCAUCAGAGCAAUGCUCCGGAAGGGAUCAAAAGGAAUAUGAAGAUUUUCUAACAGAAUAUUGUGGAAGUGACAACUCUCUUGACCAAGCCAGCUCUUCACCCGAGCAUGAUCAUCAUCAGAAUAGGUUGCCUCCUGAUGGUGAACACAGUGAAGGGGAAGUUGAAGGGGAAGAAAGUACACAUCUUUCACUAGAAAAUAAUGAAAAGAGUCUAAAUGGUUUUAUGGACUACAAUGGGGAGCAAUGUGAAGAUAGGAGUUUCUCUGAUGAUCUUUCAAGCGUAUGUGAGGUUAGUGGUUUUGAGAAUAAAGUUUUAUCUGCAGAAGUCAUAGAACAGUUGAAACAGGAUGGAGGCAAAUGUCAUUUUGGGCAAAAUGCCAAAAGAUGUGAAAGUGGAAUUCAGGAUUCGAAUGAGGAAAGAGUUGCAUGCAGAAACCCCUCUGCUGAAUUUCCUAGUUCAAGUGAAUUUACUAGUCAGGAGGCCAACGUUUCAACCCAAGUAGUUAGAAAACGUGUGGACUUGGGUGAAAAGAAUCUAUCGGAACGAUGCACUGGAAGGGAUCAAAGGGAAUGUGGAGAUUCUCGAACAGAAUCAUGUGCUGACGACAACUUAAUUGCCAAAGUUCAGUCUUUACCCGAGUAUGAUCAUCAGAAGAGUAAGUUUCCUCCAGAUGAUAGAGAACAUAAAGAAGGGGACGAAAGUACUUAUCUUUCGCCUGAAAAUAAUGAAAAGGGUCUGAAUCGGUUUAGAGGUCCGAAUGGAGGGCUUCUUGAAGAAAUGGAUAAUAAUAGACAAGAUUCUACGUCCUUCGAGAUUGCUUUGCGUGCAAAUGCAAACUCAUCGCUGUCAGCUGGAAGCAGUACUGAAGUAAAAAUUGAUAUCAAGAAUCUGCCUCACUUCAGAAGCUCAAGCACAGAAAGAUAUGAGAAUGCAGAUUCAGGAGAUUCUUUAGUUGCCGCUCAAGAUCCCUCCGAUGAGAACAAGACAUCUGUCAGUCGCUUGUCUCCCAAUACUGAACAACUGGAUCAUUCUCAUAGAGAAGACACACGAAGUCUUGGUAGAGUGAGCUCAGUAGAUACACUAGAUAGUUUACCCUCCAUCAACUCUUGCUCUAAGCACAGUGUUAAACAUGUAGAUAUGUCUAAAUUUCCAACUACCAAAAGUUACUAUGCUUAUGACACUAGCUUAUCUUCUUAUGAUGGAACCAUUGAUCAAAUCCCCAACCAUGUUUUACACCCCCACAGAAGAAAGUUCAAGGAGAAAAUCUCCACCAGCACUGCUGAAUUGCACAAAAAAGGUGGAUUAAAUACAACUAACACGAGGAAUAGUGAGUCAGAGAUGCAAUAUUGGGCAGCCAGUUACUCGUCCGUGUUACAAGGAAAGCAAUAUCAUGCCAUGGAAGGCAGCAACAGUUGGCACCAUGUUGAAUUGCCUGAAACUAGAAGACAUUGCCGCAAGAGUGGUAAUAGAUUGGCAUUCACUUCAAGAGAUUUCCAAGCUGCCCACAGAAAUGGAAGCCCAUCAAGUUAUCAGCGAAGUUUGCUCCAAAAUCGUCAAGCUUACUAUUCAUCAGAUACGCCUACGUACUCUGAAACAGACAAAAUGGACUUGUUGAGAACCGUGUGUGAACUGAAAGAACAGCUCAACAGGAUGCAAUAUUCAAAACUAACGGCAAAUGGAAGGUUUCCUGCUGGUAUUGUGGAGGAAAAGUCAACUCCCUUGUAUUAUGAUCACUCAGCACCAGAAAGGGAGAUGUAUGCAGAUUUCAGCCACCCCACAUAUCCUGCCAGACACGAUCUGUUGAAAGGUUGGCCCCAACGACGCAAGGACUUGAGAAUGGCAUUUUCAGGGGAGGCUGCCCACUACAGACACCAGGUUAACUGCUCAUGUUUGCAUUGUUGUCCCCAAGACAUGCACCGCUCUGCUCAGUUGCCUUCACAUUCCAUGCUAUGCAACAAUGGUCAUUGCAUGGUCCACACUGGUCACAAUUGCUGUAAUGUCCUUGCCUCUAGUUCUUCCAGUCGCCAGCAUUACACAAGCUCUGAACAAUCUUUAUUGGGAUGCAAGACAAUGUCUGGAAACCAGAAGCAUAAAGACAAGGAAAUGAAAAGGUUAUAUUUACGAGAAAAGUAUCACAUAACGAAGUGGCAUCUCCUGCCCAUAGUUGGUGGAACCCCACUUAUUUCUUGUUAUCAUUGCUCAGAACUUUUGCAGCUGCCUUCAGAAUUUCUCCGCUUCGGGAAAAAAUAUCAUCAGCUGAGGUGCGAUGCAUGUGGGAAGGUUCUGAAAUUCUCACUCCUGGAAAGAAUGCACAUUGUUCCAUACCUUCCGGAAGCUUCAGCUCCACCACCCAGUGAGGCAGAUGAUUAUAGUGAUGCUAUCAAUCAAAGAAAUCAGUUGCCAACCUGCUCAACAGAAGGGGAUGCUUCAUUUCUUACACCUUCAGCUGACUGCAUUGAGUGGAAUGCUUACAACAGAAAGAUGUCGUCUGGCAGUUCUUAUAAGCCUACGGAAGAUAGAAAAAUGAAGUCUGUAUUGAAGGGAAAUGGGAACAAGAACGAGAGUUUGGUGGAAACCUCUAAACCAGUCGGAGCUUCAUGGCUAAGUGGAAAAAAGUUUCAUCUGAAAUUGAAGAGUUGCCAGAACCAUCAAAUUUUCCACUUCAUAGGAUCUCAGAACAAUGAUCCAUGCAAGUUGCAUAUUCAACUGAGUGGGGCUGGGGCUCAUGUGCCCGAGACUACAAACAUGCAGGUAGAGGUGUUAACAGGAUUGUGGCGCCCUUAA